This is a messenger RNA of Phymastichus coffea, 2488 nucleotides long. RefSeq names its product limulus clotting factor C-like. Gene Ontology annotation, molecular function: protein binding; serine-type endopeptidase activity. Gene Ontology annotation, biological process: proteolysis. Lineage: Eukaryota; Metazoa; Arthropoda; Insecta; Hymenoptera; Eulophidae. The record is from RefSeq and is a predicted model, not a curated record. Bases 104 to 2287 code for a protein of 727 amino acids. The transcript has 8 exons.
AUCGACAGCCUUGGAUAUGUUCAGUAAGCGUCUCGGGAGCGAGUAAGAAAGGUGCUUUGCGCGACGUUCUCCAACUGUACAGCAGCAGCUCUCUUCGUAGUGGAUGAUGGGCCUCCGGCUGGUGGCUCUCGUAGCACUAUGCGCAUGCAUUCGGGAUGCAGUAGCGGUAAGACAGGGCAAAAUAGUGGACUUGAAUCGUUUCGGAGAGAACUCGGCGAGCUGCGCUUACCACAAGUUCCGCUGCAACACCGGCCAAUGUAUCUCGAGCGUGUUGGUGUGCGACGGUCGUGUCGACUGUCUGGACGGCUCGGACGAGACUCGCGAGGAAUGCAGUAAGCCCGGCGCCGCGCAGUGCACCGCUCGCAAUUUCCGCUGCGACUACGGUGCCUGUGUCGAUGGCGAUGCUCCCUGCAACGGAGUCAAGGACUGCGCGGACAACAGCGACGAGACUUUGCCCAGAUGUCGCGGCGCCAGUCCUGCCGGCGGCGACGCCGAAGUCCAGCCGGCCAGAUGCCGAAGCGGCCAGUACGAGUGCGACAAUCGUCAAUGUAUCGGCAGCACCGAGGUUUGCGACGGCAAUAUCGACUGUCUCGAUCGUUCCGAUGAGACUGCUGCGGUCUGUCGAUCUUAUAAUUGCCAACAGGUGAAUUUCCGCUGCAACUACGGCGCCUGCAUCGACGGUGACCUCAAGUGCAACGGAGUAGUCAAUUGCGCGGAUGGUUCAGACGAAGACCCGCAACUUUGUUCGAACACCAGACCGGCACAGACAACAACCACUCGGCGGCCAAUUCAGAGACCACAGCAAACUACGAAAGAUCCGUACAACGUAGAUCAGCCAAGACCAACCAAGGAUUCUGGCAAUCCAUGGGGCAACCGACCGACUCAACGACCACCUUCCAGUCAAUGGACACAACCAACUCGGCCGCCAGUGACUCGUCCAACAAGUAGUCUUCCUCAAGCACCUUUCGGUAGCAGUUUGUGCUCGUUGCCCAAGCAGCCACAAAAUGGUCACUGGUACUUGGACGAAAGCCAGUGCCCAAACCAAUACAAGUGCAAUUUGCCUAGCAACGUGAAGGACUUACCACCGGGCAGUAUACUCCGCUACGAGUGCAACGACGGCUAUAGGCUCAACAAUACCGAUUACAAGGCCUACUGCUCGGCACUUGGGACCUGGUCCAUCGAUCCCGUUUGCGAGGCGAUAACCUGUCCACCGUUGGCUUCGGCGUCUCGCUCGGUCGAGUGCACCAAGCGUUCUGGCGAUUGGAUAUCGUGCGACAGCCAAGGAGUGCCACCAGGCACUUCGGCGAGGUUAACUUGUCGCAACAGCUACAUCCAAGACACGACGGACUUGACGACUCGCGACGACGUCAGGUGCAACGCUGAGGGCGAAUGGGAGCCCAAGCCCAUCAAUUGUGUUUCAGUCUGUGGAAUAGCAACAAGUGGCUCGGGUACACCACUUAUUGUUAACGGAACGAGCACGUCCAUAUCCGAAUUCCCGUGGCACGGAACUUUGUACCGACAGAAGAAUCUAGAAAAGCAAUUCAUCUGCGGAGCAACCGUCAUCAGGGACGAUAUGCUAGUGACAGCUGCUCAUUGCGUUUACGAUGAGGCGAAGCGAAGAAUCGACAACGCCAACAAAUAUUUUGUCGCUGUUGGCAACAUCUUCAGAGAUUACGAUUACGACGGAAACGAUCCAAGGACGUUCAGAACUGCAAGGGUGAAGAGAAUCUACGCGCAGUGCAAUUACUUAGGUCUGUCGGGUAAUUACGCCAUGGAUUUAGCAAUCCUAGUGAUCGAUCGGCCUUUCGUGUUCAGUGCACUACUCAUGCCAAUUUGCCUCGACACGACUGGUGUGACCGACCAAGCUGCCCUCGAGGUUGGCAACUAUGGCCGGGUUCCUGGCUUCGGUAGAACCGCCACUGGUUACUCCAGUUUCGUGCUGCAAGCUAUAACAGUGCCCUACGUGUCGCAGACCGCUUGUAAAGUUAAGAGCGCUCAAGCCGAGAGUGACAGGUUUCUUACAUCCGACAAGUUCUGCGCCGGCUACACUAAUGGCUCGUCCGUUUGCGACGGAGAUAGUGGUGGUGGCUUGGUAUUCAAGACUGAUAACAAAUGGUACUUGCGCGGUAUUGUCAGCGUAGGAAUCGGAGCAUCGAAGCAGGGAGCUGUAAGAACUUGCGAUAGUCAUACCUACUCGCUUUACACUCGAGUGUCCAAGCAUAUGGACUGGAUUCAAGACGUUAUAAUCAAGGAGGAAACCAAGAAACCUUACGUCGCUUGCCCUUAAGAAAAUCAUCUUUGUUUUUCUUUUCAGUGAAUAAAUAAAUGAAAUCAAAGUGAAUUAACUCCAUUCUUUUACAACAACGAGCGUCUCUUGUUUGGCAGUAUUUUCGGAUUCAUGGAGCUUUUAUCUAAGUGAAAACUAGUCAUUGUUCUAAGACUGACGAUGCUUUGUUCCAACUUUGUUUUCCAAUAAACAAAAGUUAUA